AUGAGUUCCAGGAUCUCCAUCAUAAGAGAUCAUCUUAAUCAACCUACUGCUGAUUAUGGCCAUGCAUUUCCUAAUCUCACAAGUGCUGAUGGUGCCAAAAUUCAAUCUGUAUUGGUCGCAAAUCGGAGCGAAAUUGCUAUACGUGUGCUUAGAGCUGCGUCAGAGCUUGGACUGAGGACUAUUGCUGUAUACAGUGAGGACGACGCAACGGCCCUUCACGUGAAGAAGGCUGAUGAAGCCGUUGCUCUGCCGGGACGUGGCGCCAAUGCCUACUUGUCUAUUCCUGCCAUGAUCGAAGCUGCCAAGAAGGCGGGGGCUCAUGCUAUACACCCAGGCUAUGGAUUCCUCAGUGAAAACGCUGAAUUCGCCAGCGCUUGUAUUGGUAAUGGACUUGUGUUUGUUGGUCCUUCGCCAAACGUGUUGGAUCUCUUUGGAGACAAGGUCGCUGCAAAGGCACUAGCUAGAAAGUGCAAUGUCCCUCUUCUUGCUGGAACCACAGGCCCCACAUCGUUAGCCGAGACUGAAGCAUUUAUGGCUAAACAUGGUGCAGUCAUGAUUAAAGCCAUCUCAGGAGGCGGUGGUCGAGGAAUGAGAGCCGUCUUCAACAAAUCAGAACUCGCAGAAGCCUAUACUCGCUGUCGAUCAGAAGCCAAAGCCUCAUUUGGCCGUGACGAAGUAUACGUGGAACAAUUGCUCGUUCGACCUCGUCAUUGUGAGAUACAAAUAGUAGGAGACUUGAGCGGGAAUGUUGUUCAUAUGUAUGAUCGUGAAUGCUCGCUACAACGACGUAAUCAAAAGAUUGUGGAGGUUGCUCCCAGCCCUAGUAUACCAGCUAGUCUGAGAGAUCAGUUAAUCGCUGCUUCUAUUGCUAUGGCUAAAGCAGCUAAAUAUAGUAGUUUGGGCACCUUUGAAUUCUUGGUGCCAGAAGGAUCCACCAAUUCUUUCUAUUUCAUGGAAGCAAAUCCACGAUUACAAGUUGAACAUACCGUAACGGAAGAAGUUUUGAAUGUCGACAUCGUACAGACCCAACUCCAUAUAGCGAGAGGCGCAACACUACCACAACUCAACCUAGCUCAAUCUCAAAUAGCUCCUCCACGAGGAUUUGCCAUCCAACUUCGCAUAAACACCGAAACUAUGAAUGAAUCCGGAGAAGCUAUCCCUACAGGAGGUACACUGGCUGCAUUCGAACCUCCAUCUGGUCGUGGAGUCCGUAUAGAUACUUCAGGUUAUACCGGUUAUACCACGUCUCCCGCUUUUGAUUCACUACUUGCCAAAGUCAUUGUCUCGUCAUCAUCACGACAGUAUGCCGAUACUGUUGCCAAGGCUUAUAGAGUGUUACAGGAGUUCCGUAUUGAAGGUGUUGAAACCAAUUCAGGAUUCCUGUGUAAUUUGCUGUGUCAUCCUGAUGUUAUUGCCAAUAAGGUGUAUACUACCUUUGUUGUUGACAAGAUCAAGGAAAUAACUGGUGGUAGUAAGGCUCAUAAGCAGUUUUUCUUCACUCCAAAACUUGCCACAGUUGGUGGAUUUGGAGGUACGCCGUCAGGAGAUGUAGUGCAAGGUCCAGCUGGAUCUAUACCAAUUCCUGCUCCCAUGCAAGGAACCAUUGUCAGCAUCGACGUGAAAGAAGGCGAUUUGGUCAAAAAAGGCCAACAAAUCGCUGUCAUGGAAGCUCUUAAAAUGGAGCAUGUAAUCGCCUCUCCAAACCCGGGCCGUGUUAAACUGAUUGUCGCUAGCAAAGGAACCACCUUGUUUUCUGGACGUCCACUCAUGUUUAUUGAACCUACGGAAGCUGCUGCAGAUGAUAUUGAAGAAGUAAUUAAAGUAGAUUUAGAUUAUAUUCGACCAGAUCUUCAAGCUCUUAUGGAGCGUCAGGCUUUGAACUUGGAUGCUGCGAGACCUGAUGCCGUCGCACGACGGCGCAAGACUGGUCAACGAACGACUAGAGAAAAUAUAGAACAAUUGGUAGAUGCUGGUAGUUGGAUUGAAUACGGUGGACUGACUCUUGCUGCUCAACGGGCUAGAAGGAGCUAUGAGGAGCUACUCCGUAUCUCACCAGCAGACGGAAUGUUGGCUGGCGUCGCUUCAAUCAAUGCCAAACUCUUCGACGAAGACAAGUCGCGAGUUGUCGUGGUAGCAUACGAUUACACCGUGUUUGCAGGAACUCAAGGCAAACACAAUCACAAGAAGAAGGAUCGUAUUUUCAAACUUGCGAUGGACUGGAAACUACCCUUAAUUCUCUUUGCUGAAGGUGGUGGAGGACGGCCCGGAGAUUCAGAUGGUUGGGGGGUGGCCGGGUUGGACUGUUUGACAUUUUGGGACUUUGGGAAACUGUCCGGUCUCGUUCCAUUAGUUGGAAUCACGUCUGGUCGUUGCUUUGCUGGAAAUGCUGCUUUAUUGGGCUGCUGUGACGUUAUUAUUGCCACUGAAGGAAGCAACAUAGGAAUGGGUGGACCAGCUAUGAUAGAAGGCGGAGGAUUGGGUGUCUUCACACCAGAAGAAGUCGGACCCACUUCAAUACAAGUCCCCAACGGUGUCAUCGAUGUUCUAGUGAAGGACGAGGUUGAAGCUGUAGAAGUUGCCAAAAAGUAUCUCUCGUACUUCCAAGGGUCAGUCAAGGACUGGAAGGCUGUAGAUCAACGCAUUCUACGAUCAAUGAUUCCAGAAAAUCGAUUGAGAAGUUAUGAUAUUCGAGCCGUUAUCCGCAACAUGUGUGACGUAGACUCUGUAUUGGAGUUGCGUCCAAACUAUGGAAUUGGUAUUUUGACGUGUCUUGUCAGAAUCGAGGGACGACCAAUCGGUCUUAUUGCAAAUAACAGCAAGCAUCUUGGUGGAGCUAUUGAUGCUGAUGCAGCUAACAAGGCUGCCAGAUUCAUGCAAUUGUGCGAUGCAUAUGACAUUGCCAUUCUCUCACUCUGUGACACUCCUGGAUUUAUGGUUGGACCCGAAGCUGAAAAGUCAGCACAAGUCCGAAUCUUCUGCAGAAUGUUUGUAACUGCUGGCAGCUUGAAGGUGCCAAUGUUCACGGUAGUAUUGAGAAAAGGUUAUGGACUGGGUGCACAAGCUAUGGCUGGUGGUUCUUUCCAUGCGCCGUUCUUCAACGUCUCAUGGCAAACAGGAGAGUUUGGCGGUAUGGGUCUCGAAGGUGCUGUACGACUAGCCUACAGAAACGAACUUGCGGCUAUCAAGGACGAAAACGAACGUCAAGCCACCUUCCAAAAGAUGGUUGAUGAAUCGUACUUGAAGGGAAAAGCGAUCAACAUGGCUGCCUACUUGGAAAUCGAUAAUGUCAUUGAUCCUUCCGAGACUCGUAUGUGGGUUGUUCGAGGCAUGAAAUCGGUUCCAAAGAGACCUCCAGCGGAAGGCAAGAGAAGGCCAAUGGUUGAUACGUGCACGAAUGGGACGACAUCAUUUUCAUCAUCGGGGUUUGUUUUGGAGCUAGCGAAUGGCGAUUCCCUAGUAUUGACACCCGCUGCUACCAUAUCCCCAUGGCUAGACGUCAGAAAAACUGAUGCAAUUCCACAAAAGCUCACUUAUCUGUCGACUGUUGAGGUCUUUGUACACGACGAUCAAGACGAAGGAAUCCCUGCUGAAUUCAUCGGUAUCGCUCCCGUACCUGGGGUUUCAGAAGCUAUACGCAAGAUCACGCAUACAGAUCCUUGGAAUUGGCAAUUUGGAUUCUCUUCUGAUGCGUCAUUGGCAGAUCUACGCUCGUCGCCUGGAAUGUUUAACAUGAAGAAUGUGGAUAUUGCUGGAAUAGCUGUACUGAGGAUUGCAGGAAGAUUAAGUCGUGAUGUUAGUGCACGGAGGUCGUCGAUAGAUCACUCCUCGGUGCUUAUGGGCCAAGACGUUGAAGUAAUUGGCUCCCCUUUUGGAGUUCAAUCACCCAAAGUGUUUCUAAACAGCAUCAGUCAUGGAAUUGUGUCAAAUCUAGUCUAUGAUGGUUCAAAUAUAGGUCUGAUAAUGACUGAUACCCGAAUACUGCCUGGCGUGGAAGGAGGUGUCAUGUUGAGGAGGAAGAAUCACUGUCUUAUUGGGAUGAUUCUGCCACCACUCAAACGAAAAGAUGAUACUACAAACGAUUUGAAUUUCGGUAUACCGAUCUCGAGCAUUCUGGCUGCUAUUGCUCCCAUGCUGAAUGUGAUGAGGGACAAGAUUCCAAUACAAGAAGCACCGCAAUGGGAGACCAUGGAUUAUUAUAUUGAUAAAGCUAUACAGUCAGUAGUAUUAAUACGGAUUGGGUUUACUUGGGCUACAGGAGUUGUUGUGUCGACUGCAGGACAUAUUGUUACUAACUCACAUGUCGUGAAGCCCUUUAUGAAUGGAGGCAAAAUGACUGCAGAUAUCAAAGUGAGAGUGAAUUGGUCUGGACCUCAUCCAUCGUGGAUUUCUGGAGUAAAGUGUAUUUUUGCCUCUUCAAUGGAUUGGGACAUUGCUCUGCUUCAGAUCACUGGCAAAUCAAAUGAAUUUCUGAUACAAACACUGCCAUAUAUCGAACUACCGCAAUCAGAUGCCAUACCAUUACCAGAUUCUGAAACCAUACCGGUAUAUGCUAUCGGAUUUGGUCAAUUCGAUCCAGCUACUGGACUAUUACCGACCGUCACUUACGGCCUACAAGGACGACUAAUACGAGGCCUGAAGCCACCACAUAAUGUCUUUAGACGGCAAAGUUCGACAACCGUACACAACGGUUCAAGUGGUGGACUGAUGCUCGGACCACCGAAUUCAAAUGGAAAACCGACUUUUAUGGGCCUUAUUGUGUCAAACUUGCAGCUUGAAUCGAAAAGCAGCAAGUUCACGUCGAUCACAUUUUCAAUACCUGCUACAGCGUUUAUACGGAUACGUCAAUACAUUGACACUGGUGAUUACAGCUUACUAGAGCCUCUAGAGAUUGAAGGAAAAGAAGUUGAAGAGCUAUACUCGGUCAACUACAAGAAACCACUAGACAAGAAGCCGCAAUCUAGUAAACUGUUGGAGUUGCUGGAUAAAGAAAAGGCGUCUAAACUGUAA
Synchytrium microbalum is the source of this 5007-nucleotide messenger RNA. RefSeq names its product acetyl-CoA carboxylase. The record is from RefSeq and is a predicted model, not a curated record. Lineage: Eukaryota; Fungi; Chytridiomycota; Chytridiomycetes; Synchytriales; Synchytriaceae. The coding region runs from base 1 to 5007 and encodes 1668 amino acids. Gene Ontology annotation, molecular function: ATP binding; metal ion binding; ligase activity. The transcript has 24 exons.